This is a messenger RNA of Schistocerca gregaria, 1416 nucleotides long. RefSeq names its product nucleolar protein dao-5-like. Bases 1 to 1416 code for a protein of 471 amino acids. The transcript has 2 exons. NCBI's taxonomy places the organism in Eukaryota, Metazoa, Arthropoda, Insecta, Orthoptera, Acrididae. The record is from RefSeq and is a predicted model, not a curated record.
AUGGACACCGAGACUGGCGACACUCCGACAGCGUCGACGAGCCGUUAUGCGGACCCAGCCUUGGCUGGCGAGGCGAGUGGUGCGGCAGGCCCGUCCCGCCAGCCACCUAUGGCAAAUCGGCGAACGAAGAGUGUCGCCAAGAAGACACGUUGUCGCUUCCUGACGACAAGCGACGGCUUACCGUCGUUGACGGUAGCGCGUGUUUUGGACGUGGGAGGGCCGCAAACACCCUCACCCACCUCCACCAAGACCACACAAGCCGCCGCCAGAGGACCUGAGGACGACUCCAGCAACGGCGCCCCGAUGGUCCGCAAAAAUGGGGGCGCAACAGCUACGACGGAGGCCGACAAACACCUCCAAUUUCUGAUGGGGCUCAUCCCUGGAGCUCAAAAAUCGGGAAACCAGGCAGAAAACCCGGCUCUGAAGCGCUCCAGCCGGAAGCGUCGUGCUGAUACACUGCACGAUGCGUCCGCAAAGCGCCCGGCCGCCGGCACCUCCAGCAGCGCACCGGAAAUGCGCACUAAGCAGAAGACGUCACGGAAGGGGACCAGGACCCCGCCCGAGACGGAUGAAGACGGGUUUACAAAGCCCACAAGGAAGCACACGGCCAGGGCGGUCGUGCUAACAGUGGCAGCAGACGGAGUGAACACUGCCAACCGAUACAGCGGCCUCCCUGACGCAGCAGCGGAGGCGACCGACGCUGAGCAGCAGAAGAGGACGCCCCCUCCCCCGCCGGUUGUCAUCCGGUGGGAGGGCGCCUUCAAAGAAUUCGAAACGAUGAUCAAGCAGGUGGUGAAGGGCAGCUUCACAACGCGGACGGCAGACCGCGACCUGUACCGCGUCAUCACGCGCACCGCGGACGGCUAUCGUGGUGUAACGGAACUGACGAGGCAGGCCUUCAAGAGAGCAGCGGCCAGGGGGCGACCUGCGCCUUCCAGGCCUGUGCAAGCGGGCAAAAGUUUCGCGGCGGCUGCCGCUGCAUCUGCGGCACCGAUGACGAGACCGGCCCAGAGACCACCCGCCCACCCCGCGGACGUCCAUGGGAGCGGACGGCGGAGAGAGCAAGCAGCGCCUGCGGGCGCAGCAUCCGAGGUCCAGGGGCGCGGACGGCGCAGAGAGCAGCCAGCGCUGACCGGCGCUCCGCCAGCUGCAGAGUCCACGCCAGCCAGGGCAGAAAACCGGCGUGGUAGACGCGGAGGGCGGCCAAACGACGCCCCCACCGCUUCGACGCCCGCCGAGCAAGUCCUGCCUCCACCGACGCAGACGACAGAGACGCCAGCUGCGCCCAGCGAAGCUGCAGAGCUGCGUGAAUUCGAGCAGCUCAUACUGCAGCUUCCGCAGAUGAUUGUAUCUGCUCUGACUACGGCCAGCCAGGCCGCCACCACACGUGCAGCCCUCGCCCCUCAUCAUGGCUAA